Molecule: messenger RNA, 381 nt
Organism: Raphanus sativus (radish)
Lineage: Eukaryota; Viridiplantae; Streptophyta; Magnoliopsida; Brassicales; Brassicaceae
Product: S-protein homolog 6
Exons: 1
Coding region: 1-381 (126 amino acids)
Source: RefSeq, a predicted model, not a curated record
AUGACCUUGACGUCUAUGCUUCAGCCACAUACUUUGUCACUGGGUGAGGAAUACGACGUGCGUGUUAUCAACAGCUUCAGAGACAACUCCUCUCUGCCUUUAGUGAUCUGGUGCACCUCGCCACAAGGUGAUCUCGGUGGUCGCGCACUUCAAGAGGGAGAUGACUUCCAAUGGACGGCCAGGAUCGAGCUGUGGUCGUGGAGGGCAGAGUACACGUGUACAAUGAAGUGGGAGUUGAAGAGGAAGAGGUUCAAGGCGUUUAAGGUUUCUAGAGACAGCAAUAGAUGUGGAAUUACAAAGAAAUGUUCUUGGUCCGUUAGAGAAGAUGGAUUUUAUUUUAGCAGUGACGAGGUUUAUUGGACCAAAGAUUUUUCUUGGUGA